AUGUCCUUUCCGGAUAUCACUGAGAUCCAGUCAGCCCUGCCUUCCGCCAACGCUGGCCAGAAUCUUCCAGUCGUUGCUAUUGAUGGCGAGGGUAAGGAGUGGACAAAGCCUCUGAAUUACAACUAUGACGAGCUCGCUCAGCAAGGUCCAAUUGAGAGCAGCAACUGGGAGGGCAACAACGUCAUUUACGAGUGGAAUGAUGAAUAUGGCGAUGUUGGUCCGAAGCAUCCAGAGCUAGAGAUCAUGCUUUUCGGUGACCCUGAAUCUCGUCGUGAUCACAGUGGACUUGAUUUCACUUCUAUCGCUGAGAUUGAGGUCUCCCAAGUGGGUGAAAUUCGCGUUAAACCCAUCCAGGCAUACAAGGAUGGCGGUCUUCACCCUGUGAUGCUGGAGAACAUUGAGCUUUCUGGUUAUGAUGCUCCUACCCCUAUCCAGAAGUACACUAUCCCAGCUAUUCACAUGGGAUUGGAUGUUGUCGCCGUUGCCCAAACCGGUAGCUCAGGCUCUGGCAAGACUGCUGCCUAUCUGAUUCCCAUUUUGAAUAAGCUAAUGGGCAAGGCGAAGAAAUUGGCAGCUCCACGUCCUAACCCUGCCGUGGUCCAGCUUGGCGAAGCUCCUGUCAGAGCUGAGCCCUUGGUUGUCGUGGUCUGCCCUACCCGUGAGCUCGCGAUUCAGAUCUUCAACGAGGCUCGCAAGUUCUGCUACCGUACUAUGCUUCGCCCUUGCGUCGCCUAUGGCGGUGGUCCUAUUCGUGACCAGAUCCAACAGCUAGGUAAGGGCUGCGACAUUCUCAUCGCUUCCCCUGGUCGUCUUUGCGACUUCAUUCAGCGACCUGACGUCUUAUCACUUCGUCGUCUCCGCUACAUGGUCUUUGAUGAGGCUGAUGAGAUGCUCCAUGAUGACUGGCGUGACGAGUUCGAUGUGAUCAUGACUGGUGGUGAGCAACAAGAGGGCAACAUCAAAUACAUGCUUUUCUCAGCCACCUUCCCAAAGCCCCUCCGUGAUCUGGCCAAGGAACAUCUUGCCAUAUCCAGCGUCCGUAUCAAUGUCGGCCGCAUUGGAAGCACCCACACCAACAUCCUCCAACGCGUUUUCGAGGUCGCACCCUUUGACAAAAAGAGCGCUCUCAAGGAGCACAUUAACUCACUGGCCGCCUGCCGAACGAUCAUCUUCGUCAACAGCAAGCGCACUGCAGAUGAAGUUGACGACUUUUUGUUCAAUAUGGGGUUCCCCUGUACCUCCAUGCAUAGCGAUCGUACUCAGCUUGAGCGAGAGGCUUCCAUGCGUGCUUUCCGUGCCGGCAAGGCCCCCAUUCUGAUCGCCACUGGCAUUAGUGCCCGCGGCAUUGACGUGAAGAAUGUCAAGCAUGUCAUCAACUACGACCUUCCCAGUAUGGAGCACGGCGGUAUUGAGGAAUAUACCCAUCGCAUCGGUCGUACUGGUCGCAUGGGUCAACGUGGCAUCGCCACCUCGUUUUACACGGAGCGCGAUGAGCCUAUCGCCAGUGUUCUGGUUCGCACUCUUCUUGAGACCGGGCAGACAGUCCCUGAAUUCCUUGCGCCCUACAAGCCCACUGGAAAGGGCCUGGAGAACUUGAAGUUCGAGACCGAGUCAGAUUUCGAUCCUGAGGAAGCUGGUAUCGCUCAUCUUGGCGUUACUUCUGGCGGCAACGAGGACUGGAGCGGAGAAGGCAACGAAGGCAAGACUGCUGGCGAUACCGAUACCUGGGGCGCUUCUGCUGGCUCCGUUACUGGUAACAAGGCCGGUAAUGAUGACCAGGAGUGUGAGCAGCCUGCCGCUUGGGGCAUUGCUCCUGCUGGUGAUUCUGGGUAA
Colletotrichum truncatum is the source of this 1833-nucleotide messenger RNA. The record is from RefSeq and is a predicted model, not a curated record. NCBI's taxonomy places the organism in Eukaryota, Fungi, Ascomycota, Sordariomycetes, Glomerellales, Glomerellaceae.